This is a messenger RNA of Nycticebus coucang (slow loris), 849 nucleotides long. RefSeq names its product adaptor related protein complex 2 subunit sigma 1 (gene AP2S1). Gene Ontology annotation, biological process: clathrin-dependent endocytosis; intracellular protein transport. The record is from RefSeq and is a predicted model, not a curated record. The transcript has 5 exons. The coding region runs from base 161 to 589 and encodes 142 amino acids. Gene Ontology annotation, molecular function: clathrin-cargo adaptor activity. Gene Ontology annotation, cellular component: AP-2 adaptor complex; intracellular membrane-bounded organelle; membrane coat. NCBI's taxonomy places the organism in Eukaryota, Metazoa, Chordata, Mammalia, Primates, Lorisidae.
UCGUGAAACUACAACUCCCUGCGGGCUUUGCGCGAGAGGGCGGGUGGGUCCCUCUGCCGGAAGUCCGCUCUAGCCCUGGGGGCCCCCCCAACUGCAGCCGGAGCCGGAGCUGCCCAGUCGCUGCUGGACCAGGGCCGCUGGGGUCCGGACGGGGGUCGCCAUGAUCCGCUUCAUCCUCAUCCAGAACCGGGCAGGCAAGACACGCCUGGCCAAGUGGUACAUGCAGUUUGAUGACGAUGAGAAACAGAAGCUGAUUGAGGAGGUGCAUGCUGUGGUCACCGUCAGAGAUGCCAAACACACCAACUUCGUGGAGUUCCGGAACUUUAAGAUCAUUUACCGACGCUACGCUGGCCUCUACUUCUGCAUCUGCGUUGACGUCAACGACAACAACCUGGCCUAUCUGGAGGCCAUCCACAACUUCGUGGAGGUCUUAAAUGAAUAUUUCCACAACGUCUGUGAAUUGGACCUGGUGUUCAACUUCUACAAGGUUUACACGGUCGUGGAUGAGAUGUUCCUAGCUGGUGAGAUCCGAGAGACCAGCCAGACGAAGGUGCUGAAACAGCUGCUGAUGUUGCAGUCCCUCGAAUGAGGGGCCCCUCUAGCCUGGCCCCUCCUGGACUCAUCUGCUCGCUUCCCCUUUCCAGGCCUGUGGCCCACCCCAGUAGCCCCCUCCCUCGGCUACCCAAGAGGAAGGGACCCAGCUGGGUCUGGGCCACAAAGAAGGAGACUGCAACCCACUACCCCACCCACAGCUGGGGCCACCGUGUGUGUCCCUAAUAACUGUGCCGUUGUCAUGUGAUGCUGUGAAUGUGUGUAUGUAGAGUCCCAAUAAACAUGUUCUUGCCUGGC